Molecule: messenger RNA, 5973 nt
Organism: Pecten maximus
Lineage: Eukaryota; Metazoa; Mollusca; Bivalvia; Pectinida; Pectinidae
Product: transmembrane 9 superfamily member 4-like
Exons: 21
Coding region: 181-2058 (625 amino acids)
Biological process (GO): protein localization to membrane
Cellular component (GO): membrane
Source: RefSeq, a predicted model, not a curated record
AAUCACUUCCAGGACUUCAGCACCAACAUGUUAAUUUAAUAUUUUCAGUAAGUCACAUUCUCUUAACUCAAGGACAAAAUAUAAGUUAUUUAUUUAAAAUCAUAUGCUCGACUGAAAAUUAUUCUAACAACAUAUUAUGUAUUUUCAUCUCGCCGGCAGAACUUCCACGUUUGUAUCAAGAUGGCGACUAUGAAAAUGAAACAGUUCAGUAAAUCUGUACUGUUAUUGCUGUUAGCUUUUGAGAUAUGCCAUGGUUUCUAUGUUCCCGGUGUGGCUCCGGUGGAAUUUGUUAACUCUGAAUUGGUAGAAGUCAAGGCUGUCAAAAUGACUAGUGUGAAAACACAACUUCCAUAUGAAUACUACUCGCUGCCAUUCUGUGAGCCAAAAGAGGGUAUCAAGUACAAGAUAGAAAAUCUAGGCGAGGUUCUGAGAGGAGACAGGAUUGUCAACACCCCAUAUGUGGUUCAAAUGGCAAAUAAUAAGGAUUGCACUCAGCUGUGCUCUGUCAAGAUGAAGAAAGAACAGUCAAAGAAGCUCAUAGAAAGGAUCAAACAUGCCUACUACGUCCACUUGAUUGUGGACAACUUGCCUUGUGCUACCAAAUUUGAGAUGCUGGAGACUGGGGAGCCUCAAUAUGAACACGGUUAUAAGCUAGGAUUCGUCAAAGACAAUGUGGCCUAUGUCAACAACCACUUGAAGCUUCUGUUGAAGUAUCACAAAGAAGAAGGAGAAAAGUACCGUGUGGUUGGCUUUGAAGUUGAAGCGAAAAGUGUUAAAUUUGAUGCUAUGGAGCUAAAAGAUAAUUCCUGUAAGGUGAAAGGUCAAGGGGCUGCUGAUCCUCAGGCAGUCAGUGAAAAAGAAGAUCUUGAGGUGCUGUUUUCAUACCAAGUAGACUGGGAAUCAAGUGACCUACGCUGGGCAUCUCGCUGGGAUACCUACCUUACUAUGAGCGAUGUACAGAUUCACUGGUUCUCCAUCAUCAACAGUGUUGUUGUUGUUAUUUUCCUAUCAGGUAUCCUGACCAUGAUUAUGGUGAGGACACUGAGGAAGGAUAUCGCCCGAUACAACAGAGAUGAUGAUAUUGAGGAGACCAUGGAGGAAACAGGCUGGAAACUGGUCCAUGGUGACGUGUUCAGGCCACCAAAACAUACCAAGUUGCUUGCCUCACUGGUCGGGUCAGGACUCCAAAUCUUCUGCAUGGCUCUAAUCACUAUUGUGUUUGCCAUGUUGGGGAUGUUAUCUCCAGCCUCCAGAGGGGCCCUGCUGACUGCUUCCACAUUCUUAUUCGUCUUCAUGGGAGUGUUUGCUGGUUAUUUCUCUUCACGAUUGUACAAAACAAUGAAAGGAAACACAUGGAAAAAGGCAGCCCUACAGACAUCACUUUUCUAUCCAGGAAUUCUGUUCGGAACCACAUUCUUCCUUAACUUUUUCAUUUGGGGAAAACACUCUUCUGGAGCGCUACCGUUCACCACUAUGCUGGCCCUACUAUGCAUGUGGUUUGGAAUCUCCACCCCACUGGUCUUCAUCGGAUCCUACUUUGGCUUCAGGAAACAGCCUUACCAACACCCAGUAAGGACCAACCAGAUUCCUCGCCAAGUGCCUGAACAAAUGUGGUACAUGAAUCCAUCUCUUGGGGUGAUGAUGGCUGGUAUUCUACCCUUUGGAGCCAUGUUUAUUGAACUCUUCUUCAUUUUCACAGCUAUCUGGGAGAACCAGUUCUACUACCUUUUCGGGUUUCUCUUUUUGGUGUUUGUGAUCCUGGUGAUAUCUGUGUCUCAGAUUUCAAUAGUGAUGGUCUACUUCCAGCUGUGUGGGGAGGACUACCAUUGGUGGUGGAGAUCAUUCAUCGUGUCUGGAGGAUCAGCUGUCUACGUCCUAGCUUACUCUCUAUUUUACUUCGUUACCAAGCUUGAGAUUACAGAGUUCAUUCCAACACUUUUGUACUUUGGCUACACAUUCUUAAUGGUUCUCACCUUCUGGCUCCUAACCGGCACCAUCGGCUUCUUCGCUGCUUAUCUCUUCAUCCGAAAAAUUUAUGGGGCUAUCAAGAUUGACUGACGGAUGUGCGAUUUUAGAUGUGAUUUAUCAAAUUAUUUCUUGAAAUCUGACAUAUGGUUGGGACACAAAUGGUGUAUUCAUUGUAUAUAUGUAGUGUAUUCUGUAAGGUAAGUUCUGUUGGACACAAGACAAAAGAGGUACUGGUAUGUAUGUGUUAAGGACAAUGCGUUGACAUCCAAAGGUUUUCAAGGGAGAUAUUAAGUCUUUGUUAAGUAUUGUAUUUUGUUAAUACAUGAAAAUUAAUUUUGGUUAUGCUGUUCUUUCAAACAUUUUAAAACUUGUUUCCAGUUAUAUCGGGGUGCAUAUGCCAGAUAUCCUUUUAAUAGGAAAUAUUUCAGAAUUUAUGUAAGAAUAUAAAACUAAUAACCAUCUCAAAGCCACUUCCAUAUAACAAAUAGCUGUCUAUAAAGGCCACUGGUGUAUGUUCCCAACACAGUUGUGAACCUCUGUAUAAAGGCCACUGGUGUAUGUUCCCAACAGUGAUGGUGAACCUCUGUAUAAAGGCCACUGGUGUAUGUUCCCAACACAGUUGUGAACCUCUGUAUAAAGGCCACUGGUGUAUGUUCCCAACAGUGAUGGUGAACCUCUGUAUAACGGCCACUGGUGUGUGUUCCCAACAGAGUUGGUGAACCUCUGUAUAACGGCCACUGGUGUAUGUUCCCAACAGAGUUGGUGAACCUCUGUAUAAAGGCCACUGGUGUAUGUUCCCAACAGAGAUGGUGAACCUCUGUAUAAAGGCCACUGGUAUAACAUAGUUGGUGAACCUCUGUAUAAAGGCCACUGGUGUAUGUUCCCAACACAGUUGUGAACCUCUGUAUAAAGGCCACUGGUUUAUGUUCCCAACAGAGAUGGUGAACCUCUGUAUAAAGGCCACUGGUGUAUGUUCCCAACACAGUUGUGAACCUCUGUAUAAAGGCCACUGGUUUAUGUUCCCAACAGUGAUGGUGAACCUCUGUAUAAAGGCCACUGGUGUAUGUUCCCAACAGUGAUGGUGAACCUCUGUAUAAAGGCCACUGGUAUAUGUUCCCAGAACAUAGUUGGUGAACCUCUGUAUAAAGGCCACUGGUAUAUGUUCCCAGAACAUAGUUGGUGAACCUCUAUAUAAAGGCUGCUCCCUUAAGUGACCUUUAUAGACAGCCUUGACAUUAAAAUUUUGCCUUUUAGCAAGAAAUUUUAUAUGGUUAAUCAAAAUUUGGCAGUAAACAUUAAGAAUGCUUGUACUAUGUGAUUGUAUGUAGGUCUUAUUUAAUGUUCAUCUGUAUUGGCUUAUUUUGUCAUUUCAACAUUUCCAUGUACACAUGUACGUGUAUUGCCCAUGAAGGUCAUAAGGUCUAUGCAUUGGAGAUGAAUGUUGUCUGGUAUGAGUCAGUGAGAUAUUUAUGUUAGUGGAAUUACAGUGGAAAGUGUAAGUGUAAAUAUGUACAUUUUGACUUAGGAUUUAUUUUAAGAUAUUUUCACAAAGUUAUAUUACUUGGAGGAUUUUUGUUGGUUUGAUUCAGUUUAAGAUUUAUGAAGUUUUGCGUGAUUUGUACCUGUUUAAACAAUCAUGUCUCUAUAUACUACAUGCUAAAACUUUGAGUUGUUACAUAUACUAACAGAGUAUACACUAUUUCACCAAUAAGUUGUAUUACCGGGUAUAUGGGGGAAGUAAGACUUCAUGCUGGCUGUGUUGGUAAUUCAGUGGUAAUACUUGAGAACAUCUUGGCAGUAGUUGUGUACAUAUUUAUUUCAAUUUCCUGACUAAUAUCAAUAUUUGCUGCUUACAUUGUGCUGUCUUAUAAUUACUACUUUGGAAAAAUACUGCUGUAUAUAAAUUAAAAAAAAUAAUGCAGGUUUUGAAAGUCUUCAGCAAAGAAUGUCGGGAAAUAGCAUCAGGUCACUAAAUCUUUCUGUUGUUUAUGAUUGUAAUUAAGAACAUUUGUCCAGGAUAACAUUUAUCAGUAAGUACAGCAUACAGAUAAUCCAUGUUUGUAUCUAUUUUUAAAACAUGAUUUUGUUUUAUACAGUGGAUCGAAAAAAUAGAGCAAGACUGGAAAGGAUGUUUCUCUAUAUAUAUUGGUCAUGAUAUAAGAUGAUCUAUUCAUAUACAAUGUACAUUUCUUGGAUACCUUUUUAUACCUCUGCCAUUCAAGUGUUAUGCUGUGCUAUAUUGUGUCAUUCCAUCAUAAUUUGUUUCUGCACAUUUUAGUACAUGUACUCUUAACAGGUAAUAUAUAUAUAGAACUGUAAUGAUAUGUAUUUCAAGUUCAGAUUUGAUUAUGGUUGAUUUAUUUUUUCAAUAGUGAUGAUUAUUUCAAAUAUUCAUAAAAACAAUAUGACCAAAAUUUGAGUGCCUUGCUAACUACAAUAGGGGAAAAAACUAAAGAUAAAAAAACGUGCAUCAAAGGUGUAGAAAACAUUAUUUCCCUUGUAUGACGCUAAUUUUUCUAAAAAAUCAUUAGUAUUUUUCUCUUAAAGUACAGUAACAAUGAUAAGUUUCCUGGUUACUGACGGGAUUAUUAAUAUCACUCAGACACAUUUAGUUAUAGAAUUCUAUUUAGAUUACUACUAAAAAAUUUUUUACCUUAUGAAAAUAGAAUCUUAACACUUCAUGUACUAAUGGUGUCAAUAUGUUAAUGAGGCAUAAUAUAAACAGCUUUAAAUGUAUUUAUGGAAGUACUAUAUUAUCAGUGAGUACAUACACUAUCAUAGGAUACAGUUGAUUUUUUUUUAAAAUCAUGACAUUCAAGAAAUUGACCACUGAAAGUUACCAGGUUUUUACCAGUUCAGUGUGUUAUCUGGUGAUGUGAUAUGUGAAAAAAGACUUUGCAGUGUUGGAGUAAAAACAUAGUUUGAAUGAUUUAUAUAAUGUAUAGAUGAAGAUGCUGAGGAUUCGGUUCAUGUGUCCGAGUGAUUGUUUAGUUUUGAGAGAAAGUUUAAUAUUAUUUCUGAUGUGCAUUGCUUGUAAAACAGUAAUAGUUUCAAGAGAGACACUUUCAUUUGUACAUAACUUAUAUCUAUCAUAAUUAUUGCUUAAUUUAUAUAUGGAAAAAAUGCCUAACAUAUUUAAAUACAUAGGUCUAUCCAGUCCUUAGUAUUUGGUUGUUAAGUCUUACGCAUUUAUUUCUUCUUAAAAAACUGUGGGUGUACAUGUUCCAUAAUAUAAACUGGUAUAUUUCACAUUUAGAUAUUUUUUAAAUCAUUUUGGAAAAUAUUUCACUUGUCAUACUUUAUUCUAUCGGUAUUCAUUAUUUAUUUUACUUAUGUGUUACUGAUGUGCUUAGUAUUAUGUACGAUCCUGUCCAUCAAAUCGAAUGUUUUUAGAAGGAGAUGGUUUUAUAAACCGAGGGAGAGUGCAGGGCUUGUUGUAUAUCCAGAAAUUGUGGUCAACAGGUAUAUGCUUACUUUCAAGAUAGAGAAAGGAAAUCCAUUAUUGAUAUGAUUCAAAAUAUAAACAAUAUACAAACACCUUGAAAUGUAUGCUCAAAUAUCUCUGUGGAUCAUUAAGUGCUAUCAAAGCUUAAUUAAUUCAUAUAUGUUUACUGACAAAUAGUGGUGAUACCUUGCCCAGUUAUUGAGACAAUUUCAAGUACAUAGUAUCAAAGCUACUAAGUAAAAUAUGACAAUGAUUAGAUUUGACUAAGUUAAAUCUAAAUAGUCGGGAGUACAAUAAUUGAACAAAUCUUGUGUGCAAGAUAUUUGAUGUUUUGUAGUUAAAUUGUCCAUUAAGAAUAGCAAACACAGAGUGAUGAGUUACGCAUUUGCUGGCUUUGUGUGAACCAUAUUGAGGGGUAGUGUUAGAGCAAAACUGGACAAUUUUACUUGUAUUUCAUCGUGGGGUUAGAUUUAUAAGGUAAUUUUAACAAUGGUUAUAUUAUUUAUAAAUCAUAGUAAUAACUGGUAUCAUGUUUGAUAAAUAAAUAAUACUUAAACCUA